This is a messenger RNA of Malania oleifera, 4534 nucleotides long. RefSeq names its product formin-like protein 2. The transcript has 3 exons. The record is from RefSeq and is a predicted model, not a curated record. The coding region runs from base 296 to 895 and encodes 199 amino acids. Lineage: Eukaryota; Viridiplantae; Streptophyta; Magnoliopsida; Santalales; Ximeniaceae.
AUUUCAUUUUCGCACAGAGUACUACAUUUUCUAUGCUCUGGAGCUUCUGGGGAAUCCAGAGAAAGACUUUUUUCGCAUAGCCUUUUCCCUUUUUGUUUGAUUUUUUUUUUUAAUUUUGUGCUCUUCUAUCUUCCCUUCCCUUUUUAACUCCAUCGAAUUCUGUUAAAAACCCACUAAAUCCCUUUCUUCCCCAACUUUCUUCCUACUUUUCCCCUCUCUUUCUCUCUGUUCACUUAAUUUUGGCCUCUUCUGCUCCCGCCGCCGCCGCCCCGACCACUCUUUAUCUCCAGUCAUCAUGGAUGUUAAUGUUGCAAAGGAGUGCAAGAGGAGCGGCCAAAUCCCGGCAUUUGGGAACUGGGAUUACGCCAACGAUCUCCCCAUCACUCAGUAUUUCGAGUCUGCGAGGCAGGCCGGCCUGCUCCGCUACAGCUCUUCCUCCGGCGAAUGCGAUCUUUACGGCGCCUCCACCGGUCACUACGUCGAUUCUGACAUCAAGAAGCCUCCUCUCUCCUCUGUUUUUCCACCCAGAAAGACAAGGGGGAGAGAGAGAGAGAGAGAGAGAAGAAAUCCGCAAGUGAAGGAGCAGAAGAAGCAAGGGAAGGUGUGUGACGUGACGGAGCCGCCAAGCAAACGUCCCACGCCCCAAAAGCUGCCCCACGUCCGCGCCCACACCCGCACCGCCCACCCUAAAGCUAAACCACCGCCACCGCCGCCGUCUGCUGCCGCCAAGCCUCCCAAGGCUGUCGACGAAGAUCUCUACAAAAUCCCUCCCGAGCUCCUCGGCACUUCUAAGCGGGUGCGCCCUUCCCUUCCCUUCCCUUCUCUUCUCUUCUCUCCGUUCAUUUUUGAUUUGUUUAUUCUUCUGUGCGUAUUUUUAUUUAUUUAUUAUUGUUAAAGCAAAACCAUUAUUACUCUUCAAUUUAAGUAAAAGAAUGUUCACUUUUUUCGUGAUUUCAAAAAUUUAUGAGCUUUUUAAAUUAAAAAAUUAGACUUGUGGACCUUCUCUAAUUUUAAUGUAAAAAUAAGACUUUUUAAAAUAUAUAUAAAGAAAAACAAACAAAGAAAACCCAUCAAGCGUCUAAGAUAGUCUGAAAAUUUUAAGAUAUUAAGAGUUGUUCUAUGAAAUAUUAGAAUUGGAAAAAUAUUUAUACUAUGUUUGGAUAAUUUUUAGUUUUGAAUUUAAUUAGAUUUAAUAUAAAAUUAUAUUAAAAUUUAUUUAAAUCUAUUCAAAUCUAAAUCUAAGAUUUUAAAUGAAUGCUCCCAAACACAAUAUUGGAGUCACAUAUAAUGACGUUAUAGACCCAAUUGUAGAGUUCUACCCAAUUCAUUACUACCGGUCAUGGGCAACUUGUAUGUGCGUGCUCUUCCGUUUGUUUAAACUUUUAAAAGGUUAUAAAGAAAAUAAUAAAAAACUAAAUAGUAUAAGGACAUUUUGGAUAGUUGUAGAUAGUUAUAAGGUAAUAUGGAUAAAUUUGACAUAAUUAUAAAAAUAUUUUUAAAAAAUUGUGGGUAGUUAAAAGAGUAUUUUGGAAUAUUUAUUGAUAAUUACAGGGAUAAAUUUGAUAUUUUUGAAAGAUGAUACCGGAUUGGGGAAUUCCCUUUAUAUAAUAGCAUAGUUGUGAGGGUGGAGGAUGCUGAUCCGUAGGUUUGGUGUUGCACCAGAGGGUCCGAAGGACUCGUUGGUGGUUGAAGUUUUAAUGUAAUAAAACAAAAAAAAAAGAAAAAAGAAAAAAAAGAAAGGUUAACACUUUAUUUUUGUGUUUUUGUCAAAUUUUAGAAGAUUAUAUUAAACUUUAAAAUUUUAAAAGCUUUAGUUUUGUUAAAUUCCAAAGGGUCAGUAUAUUUUGCAUUCUAACUUUUACAUUGUCCUUACUAUUGCUAUUGCCAUUGCUAUUGUAAUUAUUAUUGUUAUUAUUGAGGUGAGUGGUGAGUGGGGAGUGUCUCACGCCUUGAAAACAACCACAUGAACAUUAUUGCUAUGGUGAAAAUUUCAACUCUUGACUUCCAUUUUUCCACACCCAUCUGUCACACACCCAGCAGUGAUUGGUGAUGGUCGCGCACUAUUUUUUUUUCUUCAUCAGAAAUUAACCUUUCCAUAAGAUCUGAACUUCUUCCUCAAUAUUGGAGAAUUAGUUUUAACCUUUCUUUAUGGAUGUGAUGCCACUUGACUUAAUUUCAUGUGUUGAGUGUUGACUUGUUAAACUGAUAAAAGGAAACCAUGAACAGAGUCUAAUCAUUUUGAUACAUAUUUUUAAAAAGUUAGGGGAACUAUUACUUUCAUUUUUUUGUUAAAAAAAAAAAAUUAUGUUUAAGCUUUAUGCCAUCUAAAAUUACUUUCAAAAGCAACUAACUAAUUAUGAUUGAAUUUAAUUCUGUCUAUAAAUGUUAUGUUUUACUCUUAGAAAGUAAAUAUAUUUUUGUCUAGUAAAUGAUUCACACUGUUGUACUUUUAUAUUUGUUGUAUAAAUAUGAAAAAGUGAGCUUGUUAACGAUACAUGUUUAGGAGGUAAUUCAUGGUGUGCCAAAGGCAUUGUGGAAAUCCAAUUGAGUGCCCUUUAAAGGAUAGGCUAGCAUAAGAUUUACAUGAGAGUGUGUUGAUUUGAUUUACAUGUAAAGGUCAUACAUAUCUUGUGUUACUCCUAUAAAAUUUGGUUGUUGAUGUACCUGGAUAAACGAUGGCUUUGGUUGGAAGAAUUGAGAGAACCUAUAUAUUCAGAGAUUGUAGGACUAUUGGAGUGGAUGUAGGACUGUAGAAUGGGUAGACCAAAUGACCAUACAUUAUUUAUGUGAGGACCAGCUUAUCAAGUUUUUAUCCGGGAAGACAUAAUAGCCAUGGUGGCUCUCUUGUCAUCGGCAUCACUGGCCUAAUUGACACUGGAGAAUGCUAUGAGAUCAAAAUUACUUAAAGACUGAAGAAAAAGACCACGAUGCCAACCUACUAGGUAUAGGUGAGACAUUGAGUGUAUUGAUGGACAUUAUUAGACGUGAUAUAUUUCUAGGGCCAACAAUUGAUGCUGCAUGCUAGGAUGUUCAUGGAAGCACUUAGCAGCUAGGAAAGCUUUUUGUGUAAUUUAUGCCUUUGGCAGACUGUUUGGCAUGAUACACCCAUUUUCAGUGAAUGAUGUUUUGAGAAGGUGAGUGCCAAUUUUGAGGUGUCGUAUUCUUAUCGCAUAGCUGUCCACCAAUGGGGGGGAUAGUGUUUGUCCUUAGUGUGACUAGUAGGCCCCAAAAUCGAAUUUCUAAAAGGAGAGAUGGGAUAUUUGGAGGCUUGAAACACUCAUUGUUUAAAAGAGUUAGUCUUGGAUGGUUGGGUGGUGAGUGGAGGGUUGCCAUCAGUUGGUACGAGUGAUAUUGAGAAGGGAAUUGAUAUGGAAAAAUUGAACUGCAAUGAGAGAGGAGGUAUGGGUAAGUGUUGAGAAGGGGAAAAGGAAGAAGCUAAGGCCUGAGGUUCAAGUGAAAGGGGUAGAAAUAUUAGGUGAGGAUUGUGGCUGAGGUGUUGGAAUGAGACAAGGUGUGGGAAAUAUUAGGAACUGAGGUGUGUGGACAAGAUAGAAGAUGUGUAAAACCAUGAUUUUGAAGGAAAGUGGAGAUGGGUCAAUAUUCACACCACCCCAAUUAAUUUGAAGGCAUUUUGAUUUUAUUGUCUAAUUGUGUUUGGAUAAAUUAUCGGCCAAUCUGGUACAGACUUAACAUUUUUGGUUGUGUUUUAGAGUUCAAAUGUCAUCUGCAAAACCCAGGCUUGUCAUUGUGACGAACUCCAUGCAAUUGAAGCUUUGUGACAGUCGAUGAUAUCAGCCAAAGUCGGCUGGUUGAGGGAGGAUAGUGACCAACCUUCAAAAUAGCUGGUCUUGCCACAGCUAGGCAAUGUAUUUUGGGUUCACUUUUAGUUAACCUUUAAGGUCAGGCUUCGCGAUUCCAACACAAUGGGUACUUGGACCAAUGGUUGGUUUGGUGAUAAUAGUAAUAAUAAUUUUGACUACUGAGUUGAAAGUUUCAAUCAUACAGAACUUGCUUAUCAUUUGAGGCUGGCUUACUUAAGAUGCGUUCGAGAGUGGAUUUCGAAUCUUGAAUUUAAAUUUGUGCAGAGCUGAAUGAAACUCAAAUCACGCGUUCUCCAUUAGUCUCCAAAUUUAAUGAGCGCAUUGGAGAUAAAAUUAUUUCUCAUGACACCAUUUGGGUCCAAAACUUGGUUAAUGAAACAUUUUCUUAUGGGUUUCUUAUAAUUUUUCAUGGGAUUUAUGUUAUAAUACAUAAAAGUCUUUUGCUUAUCUAAAUUAUUUUAAAGCGAACGCAACUGUUGAAGACUUUCUCCUCGAUGUUGAUUACUUUGUUCAUACCUUUAAAUUUGAAUUUGAUUUUAAAUUCUUGUAAUUUUUGAUUUUUGCACAGAAGAAAAUGCUGGGGAUCAUCUCAAGAUGUUUGGUGCCAAGUUGCUCAGUGUGAGAAGCCACUGCAAUGGGAUUAUAUGUAAUAUGUAUAUGAAGAUAUAUGUAAGACUCCUUUAAUCAAUGCAUGCAAAUUAAUUUUCUUCCAA